CAUGACAUACAUUAUGGUCAUUAUUAAAACAAGGGGUGAAAUUAGAAAAGAAAAAAAUCGCAAGCAAAAGGCAAUUCAGCGUGCAAAUCCACAAUUUAGGGAAGCUGAGAAUAGUAAAUCGCACCACCGUAUGAUAGAGCUUCGUCAGAAUCAAACAUAUGUUCAGGCAUCUAAUAUUGCUAUGCUUAAUCGAAAAAAGCGAAGAAAAGUUAUUGCUCGUCUUGAAAAAGAUUAA
Messenger RNA from Racocetra persica, 235 nucleotides. The record is from the annotation of a GenBank genome assembly. Lineage: Eukaryota; Fungi; Glomeromycota; Glomeromycetes; Diversisporales; Gigasporaceae.